Messenger RNA from Drosophila grimshawi, 1932 nucleotides. It is a transcript of the gene Cyp6d5, whose product is annotated as probable cytochrome P450 6d5. The transcript has 5 exons. Bases 36 to 1562 code for a protein of 508 amino acids. The record is from RefSeq and is a predicted model, not a curated record. NCBI's taxonomy places the organism in Eukaryota, Metazoa, Arthropoda, Insecta, Diptera, Drosophilidae. Gene Ontology annotation, molecular function: oxidoreductase activity, acting on paired donors, with incorporation or reduction of molecular oxygen; iron ion binding; heme binding.
AAUUGAAAUCGCUUGGCGUUCACUUCAUAUUCACAAUGAUUGUGUUACUGAUUUUGCUAGCGUUAGCGGCGCUGCUGUUCGUCUAUUUGAGGUGGACGUUCAGUUUCUGGGAGCGGAAGGGAUUCCCCUAUAUUGAGGCAAGCAUACCCCUUGGCGCCCUGGACUCGGUGCGCCAGAACAAACGAUCGUUCGGCUUGGCCAUGUAUGACAUGUACCUGGCCAGCAGUAAACCCUUCGUGGGCAUCUAUCUUACGUUGAGGCCUGCGCUGCUGGUGCGCGAUGCACAAAUCGCCCAUGAUGUGCUGACCACGGAUUUUGCCCAUUUUCACGAUCGUGGCGUUUACGUGGAUGAGAAGCAUGAUCCCUUGUCCGCGAAUCUGUUCUCCAUGGAGGGCAGCAGCUGGAAAUCAAUGCGCAAUAAGUUAUCGCCAUCAUUUACAUCGGGCAAACUGAAGGGUAUGUUUGGCACUGCGGAGGACGUUGCGGACAAGAUGAUGGCUCAUUUGAAUGGAAAAAUAGAGCAGACGGGCACUGUAGAAGUCGAUAUGAAGAAUUUAAUGUCAUCCUUUGCUAUUGAUAUUAUUGCCUCGACGAUAUUCGGUCUGGAUGUCGACAGCUUUUUAAAACCCAACAAUGAACUGCGUCACAUAAGUAAUGAGAUUAAUAAGCCGACUGCUAAGAAUAUUCUGCGUGGAACAACAACCUUUUUAUAUCCCAGGCUAGAGAAAAUUUUCAAUCGCUUGGGCUGGCAAUUUUCUGGCCAGAAGGAAAUGCGAGAUCUGGUAUAUCACACGAUUUCAGUUAGGGAGAAGAACAACAUUGAGCGUCGUGACAUAUUGCAACUAUUGCUGCAGCUCCGCAACACCGGCCAAAUCAACAAGGAUGAUGGCGUCUGGUCGGCUCAAGUAGCUGGACACAGCUUCAAGUCGCUGUCAAAGGCCAAUAUUGCUGCACAGAUGUUUAUUUUCUUUUCGGCCGGCUAUGAAACGACUGCAUCAACGGCAGCUUUCACUCUAUACGAGCUGGCACAGAAUCCGGAUGUGCUGGCCAAGCUGAUGGAGGAUAUCAAUCAGACACUGGCUAAGCACAAUGGAGAGCUCAACUAUGAUUGUAUACAGGCCAUGAAAUAUCUGGACUUGUGCAUAAUGGAAACCACUCGCAAAUAUCCAGCUCUACCGCUGCUGAACCGCAUGUGCAACAAGGACUAUCCGUUGCCAAACAGCAAGCUGGUACUUGAAAAGGGCACAGAAAUUAUCAUAUCGGUGAUGGGUUUGCAUCGUGAUGCCGAAUAUUUUCCAGACCCACUCAGAUAUCAACCGGAACGCUUCACAGAGGAGCACAAAAACUAUACGCCUGCCGCCUAUAUGCCCUUCGGGAUCGGACCCCGUCAGUGCAUUGCUGCCAGAAUGGGCAAGAUGAACGUGAAGAUUGCCCUGACCAAAAUACUGACCAACUAUACGAUUGAGAUGCGGAAGGAGGUGCGCGAGCUUGAAUUCACUGUUAACGGAAUAACUCUGCUCCCAAAGGGUGGUGUACCCGUGAAGCUCUCUAAGAGGAUGUAGCCCAACAGCACGACAACCCUAUUCAACUGUGGAUAAUCUAACCUAUACGCUCUCGCUCGAAAGAACUAUAUUGACCAUCCCAGGCGGAUAAGGAUCUUCUCUUGUCUGGCAGAUGAAGCAUAACAAUUUACAUAUAUAUAGUUUUAUAAAAAAAAUCACUGAAGAUGGCUUUAAGAUAGGUUUCCAAACGGAAUUAUCCUUAUUUUGAUAGUGGCAAUAAUAAAAAGAAAUCUCUUUCAUUCACCCAGACUAAAAACUGUACUGCUUAACUUAAAUUAUAUUAAUUGUAGUCUAGUUAAUACUCAACCUUAAGAUUCAUUAAUAUUAUUAAUUAUUAAUAAAUACCCAAUUGUGUGCUGAUCAGCAUCGA